AUGAGUUCUGCAGUUGUUGAUGCGUUCAACAGAUUGAACCUUCAAUUAGGCUCUAGCCCAUCAGAAUACGAAAAAGUGUACGGAGUUUCGUACGAAUACUUGUCAAAAGUAAAGAACUUUGACGAUUUGCAAGCAUUUAAAAACUGUUUGGUGUCCUUGAUUAAUCUAGACCAGUAUGGAAAAGCUGAGCAGCUCGUUGCGAAAGUGCCCAAGUCGUUGGAGAAGCUGUUGAUUUUGGAAAUCUCGUACAUUUACUACAAAGUUGGCAAGUGCUCGGAAAUUUUGAAACUUUAUGAGACUUAUGAGUCCCAAGUCGAGUCAAAAUUCAUACAAGCAGGAUUGGUUCAUGUCCUCAUACAAACUUAUUACAAGCUUGGCGACUAUGCAAAAGCAUUGCAAUUGAACCAUCGUCUACUUGGGAGUGGUGACAGUGGCGAUGAAAAGUUGGACUUGGCCAUCAACGAGAAAGCAAUCGCGUCGCAAUUGAUCUUGCUGACUGGCGAGUCUGUUGAUUCCUCUUUGGAGCUAGCCGACGAGAGCAGCUACGAUUUGCUAUACAACGAGGCUAUUGUGCAAUUGGCCAAGUCGAAUUUGGCGGAAAGUUUGAGCUUGCUUCAACGGGCGCACAAGCUUUGUUUCGAUAACCACGUACCGGAGCAAGAGUUGGAGGCUGAAAUUCUUCCCAUUAACCUUGCAAUUUCCUACGUUUACCAAUUAAAAGGAGACCGUGCAAAAGCACAGGAGAUUUUGGAGUCCAUAAGUGUGGACAAAGUGGCAGACGCAUUGCUCAAACUUAUUGUGCAGAACAACUUGUACUCGCAGAAUAGUAUCCAAACAGGCGUUAGCCCCAAUUUUAUUGAAAGGGAGCUCGACAUUCAACAAAGAAUUCAGCAGUUGAAACAAAAAUUAACCAUUAUUCAGUACGACACCAUCUUGCACAACAGCAUACUUUUGAGAUUCGCAACUGGAAGCUUGAGCUCCUGUCAAUUGAAAGCGCCACUGCUUGCUCGGGGCAAAGGUUUAGUUGCGCAGGCUUACAAAAUCUUGACAGCACUCGACAUUACUUACAAAAGCAUAAACGACCCGUCUCAGACCAAGGCAAUAGGAAGGAAACUCGUGCGAUAUAUCACCCAGCAAACCGAUGCUCAAGUAAAAGAGGCCAGUGUGUUGCUCUUGGUGUUUGUAAAUUCCAAAUGGGGCAACUUUGACCAGAGCUUACCAAUUUUGGAGAAAAUGGCGCAAGAAUCGAUGAAUACAAUGGCAAUUUCUCCUGGGAUCGUGGGCACCUUGGUCAAUGUCUAUGAAAGUACGCAAAACAUCAACAAGUUAAAAACUCUCCUUCGAACAUUGGUUGAGAAAUUCUUGUACAGUCCACCAGAUGCCUUCAAAAAGGCAGAUUAUUUCAACACUGCGAAAAUCAUUGCAAUGAAAAACAUGGCAUUUAGCAAAGACUCGCGACAAUUGUUUGAGUAUUUGCAUGAAGCCAAUCCUCAAGACGAUCUCAUAAACUCCGUUUUGUCAAACUCCGACGAGAAGUUGACACCGAUAGAAGAGCUCGCAUCGAGCAAAUCAGUAGAGGAGCUUUUAGCUGUCAAUAUUGCAGAUUUGAUUCCAAAUAAAACACAACCAAUCAGAACCGUACACCUGAAGAAUGCACCCAAAGUCACAAAGAAACAACGCAAGCCGACAUUUGGCAAGAGCAAAGUUGUAAAGCCAGAGGGAGAAUUAAAAUUGGAUGAAGAGAGAUGGUUGCCGAUGAAACUCAGAAGCUACUGUAAGCCGCUGAAGAAGAAGAGAGCUGGUGGACAUCAAGGUGCAGUCGAGCCAACUGCAUCUGUCCAAUCAGCAACAUCGGCGCAGGGCACUUCUUCUUCUACUUCUUCGAGUAGCGGGAAUAAGAAAAAGAAGAAGAAGGGAAAGAAAUAG
Lodderomyces beijingensis is the source of this 1926-nucleotide messenger RNA. NCBI's taxonomy places the organism in Eukaryota, Fungi, Ascomycota, Pichiomycetes, Serinales, Debaryomycetaceae. The record is from the annotation of a GenBank genome assembly.